GGCAGGAAACCAUUACAACACCACCCCGGCUGCGCUCUCGGCUGCCGCCGCCACUCCCAGCCCUUGCCUCAGGUAUACAUUAAAGAUCCAGAAUCAUGAUUGACUCCAAGUACUUCACAACCAAUAAAAAGGGAGAAAUCUUUGAAUUAAAAGCUGAACUCAACAAUGAAAAGAAAGAAAAGAGGAAGGAAGCUGUGAAGAAAGUGAUUGCUGCUAUGACCGUGGGGAAGGAUGUUAGCUCUCUCUUUCCAGAUGUAGUCAACUGUAUGCAGACAGAUAACCUGGAGCUAAAGAAGCUCGUGUACCUGUACUUGAUGAACUAUGCCAAGAGUCAGCUGGACAUGGCCAUCAUGACUGUCAACAGCUUUGUGAAGGACUGUGAAGAUCCCAACCCUUUGAUUCGGGCCUUGGCAGUCAGAACCAUGGGGUGCAUCCGGGUGGACAAGAUCACAGAAUACCUUUGUGAGCCCCUUCGCAAGUGUUUGAAGGAUGAAGACCCCUAUGUCCAGAAAACCUCAGCAGUCUGCGUGGCAAAGCUCCAUGACAUCAAUGCCCAGAUGGUGGAAGAUCAGGGAUUCCUCGAUUCUCUAUGUGAUCUCAUAGCAGAUUCAAAUCCCAUGGUGGUGGCUAAUGCUGUAGCAGCAUUUUCAGAAAUCAGUGAGUCUCACCCAAACAGCAACUUACUCGAUUUGAACCCACAGAACAUUAAUAAGCUGCUGACAGCUCUGAACGAAUGCACCGAGUGGGGCCAGAUUUUCAUCCUAGACUGCCUGUCUAAUUAUAAUCCUAAAGAUAACCGGGAAGCUCAGAGCAUCUGUGAGCGGGUAACUCCCCGGUUAUCCCAUGCCAACUCAGCAGUGGUACUUUCAGCCGUAAAAGUCCUAAUGAAAUUUCUGGAAUUGUUACCCAAGGACUCCGACUACUAUAAUAUGCUGCUGAAGAAGUUAGCGCCCCCACUUGUUACUUUGCUGUCUGGAGAGCCAGAAGUGCAGUAUGUUGCCCUGAGGAAUAUCAACUUAAUUGUCCAGAAAAGGCCUGAAAUCUUAAAGCAGGAAAUCAAAGUCUUCUUUGUGAAAUACAAUGAUCCCAUCUAUGUUAAACUAGAAAAGUUGGACAUCAUG
Molecule: messenger RNA, 1121 nt
Organism: Octodon degus (degu)
Lineage: Eukaryota; Metazoa; Chordata; Mammalia; Rodentia; Octodontidae
Product: AP-2 complex subunit beta
Exons: 1
Biological process (GO): intracellular protein transport; vesicle-mediated transport
Cellular component (GO): membrane coat
Molecular function (GO): protein binding
Source: RefSeq, a predicted model, not a curated record